UGUUUUAUAAAAAACUGUAGGUUCUAAUAUUACUAUAUAAGGUAAUGGUACAUUUUCAUUUUACGCGACUAAAAGAUUCUCUAUGAAUAUAACAAGAAGUGCGAUUAGUGGAGUGGCCACUAAAAAAUUUAGUUCCAAAGGGAUUUUAAUUAGCACAUGACUGAAAGCCACUAAAAAAACAAUUGCUCACUAAGAUCUUGAUGGUUGUGAUUGAUAAUGAGCACCUAGCUACCGUAGACGUGUGUAUACAGCGGAACAAAAACUAGGUGAAAAUUGAAAAUUGAAAGGAGUGAAAUUGAAGUUGAACCGAUCCGGUUAGACAACUAGAAUCCGUUAGUGUCGGCCACCGUAAUUGGAACAGAAAUGCUUAUUAAUUAGUCAUUUACGGCCGUGCAAACUCUUCCAUUCGAACCUUAAAUGAUGGUAAUCUAGAUUUUGACCACGAAAAAAGAGUGACCUAAUUAAUACACCAAAUUACCAUCAUUUGUUUUUGGGGUCAAAAUUCAAAUUACUUCAUGUUUUUUUUGUUAACAAAGCAUAGUUGUCUUUUCUAACUCGACUUGAUUAGCCAAAGCAUAUUUUGGUCAUUUGGGCACUAAGUUAUAUAUAUCAAAAAUAAUCGUAACCAUGUAAUCGUACAGUCCAAAAAAGUACUAUUGAAUCACGCAGAAAUCUUUUUAUAAUCACCCGAAUCGUAUUCCUUAACACAUAUGGCAAGCCCUUGAAAUCUUUCUUCUUUUACACCCCUCUUGAAAUGUAUAAUCUAUUAAAAGUAAAUAAUUUAUAGUAUAUCAUAAUUUUGUCUCGUCCUCUUCUAUGCAAAUAACAAUAAAUUAGAUGGAAUAUAUCAUAUAACUGGGGAGCAUAUGAAAUUAAUACUAGUGUGACGACAAAAAAAAAAAAAAACUAGUGUGUCUUUAAUUACCAUAAAAUUAUGGAAAUUCCUAUACGCAAAACGUUUUUUAUUUUGUUUUUUGGCCGAAAUAUUUACGAUCAUUGCCCUCAAACUACACUCCGAGACCGAACUCAACUUGGCCAGUCUAUUUCCAUUGUCUCUCUCAUUGGAGAAGUUUGGAAAAGUUUACGGUUUCAUCUUUUCUUUUAACUUGUUAUUUUUGUGUUUCUUGACCUUCUUUAGAAGCAAGACAAGACUGUGGAUCGAAGCGUCGGCGAGCACUGAUCGUAUCUCACAACGAUCAUAUUAAUGGAUAGAAUGUGUGGUUUUCGUUCGACAGAAGAGUAUUCGGAGCAAGCAACGCUGAUGCUGCCGUCCGAUUAUCAAUCGCUGAUUUGUUCAUCCACCGGAGACAAUCGCGUGUUUGGAUCCGACGAACUCGCUACGGCUUUAUCGUCAGAAGCGCCUCCACGUAUUCGAAAAGCUGAUGAUAAUUUCUCUCUUAGUGUCAUCAAAUCCAAAAUCGCUUGUCAUCCUUUGUAUCCUCGCUUGCUCCAAACCUACAUCGAUUGCCAAAAGGUGGGAGCACCUAUGGAGAUAGCGUGUAUAUUGGAAGAGAUUCAGCAAGAGAACCAUGUGUACAAGAGAGAUGUUGCUCCAUUAUCUUGCUUUGGAGAUGAUCCCGAGCUUGACGAAUUCAUGGAAACCUACUGUGAUAUUUUGGUUAAAUACAAAACCGAUCUUGCGAGGCCGUUCGACGAGGCUGCAACUUUCAUAAACAAGAUCGAAAUGCAGCUUCAGAACCUGUGCACUGGUCCAGCGUCUGCUACAGCUCUUUCAGAUGAUGGCGCGCUUUCAUCUGACGAGGAACUGAGAGAAGAUGAUCACGUAACAGCGCAGGACAGCCAACAACGAAGCAAUGACCGGGAUCUGAAGGACCAGCUACUACGUAAAUUCGGUAGCCAUAUCAGUUCAUUGAAGCUCGAGUUCUCUAAGAAGAAGAAGAAAGGGAAGUUACCAAGAGAAGCAAGACAAGCGUUGUUCGAUUGGUGGAAUGUUCAUUAUAAAUGGCCUUACCCCACUGAAGGUGACAAAAUAGCUCUGGCUGGAGAAACAGGAUUGAAUCAAAAGCAAAUCAACAAUUGGUUUAUAAACCAAAGGAAACGCCAUUGGAAGCCUUCGGAGAACAUGCCGUUCGAUAUGAUGGAUGAUUCUAAUGAAACAUUCUUAACCGAGGAAUGAAAAGAGAGAGAUGAGAUUGUGCAUUGUAUAAUUUUACAUAGUUUUCCCGAGAAAAGAAAAGGAGUAAAAAAGCUUUGGUACAUGGGACGUCGUCGCAAACUCGUUAGCCAAAACCGACGAGGGAGUAACGACAAUAAUAUAAUGUCACUAAUCUUCCAAAUGGUCCAAAAUGAUAUCUUCCUUAAUUGUAUUAAACCUUACUUAGAUAGAACCAUGUGUCAACUAAUAAUUUAUUUUUCACCAUUGCAAUUAAAAGUUGUAGUUCUUGUUAGUCCUAUGGUUGCUUAAUAUAAGAACCAUUUGUUA
Arabidopsis lyrata subsp. lyrata is the source of this 2443-nucleotide messenger RNA. RefSeq names its product homeobox protein knotted-1-like 2. Gene Ontology annotation, biological process: regulation of DNA-templated transcription. The transcript is spliced from 5 exons. Bases 1205 to 2137 code for a protein of 310 amino acids. Gene Ontology annotation, molecular function: DNA-binding transcription factor activity, RNA polymerase II-specific; DNA binding. Lineage: Eukaryota; Viridiplantae; Streptophyta; Magnoliopsida; Brassicales; Brassicaceae. The record is from RefSeq and is a predicted model, not a curated record. Gene Ontology annotation, cellular component: nucleus.